Messenger RNA from Botrytis porri, 1799 nucleotides. RefSeq lists its product as uncharacterized. Gene Ontology annotation, molecular function: proton-transporting ATPase activity, rotational mechanism. Gene Ontology annotation, cellular component: vacuolar proton-transporting V-type ATPase, V1 domain; fungal-type vacuole membrane. The coding region runs from base 177 to 1616 and encodes 479 amino acids. Gene Ontology annotation, biological process: proton transmembrane transport. Lineage: Eukaryota; Fungi; Ascomycota; Leotiomycetes; Helotiales; Sclerotiniaceae. The transcript is spliced from 3 exons. The record is from RefSeq and is a predicted model, not a curated record.
GACUCACGUUGUAGCGAGCAUGCUAGCUCCGCUAGCGCUUUCCCUCGAUAAGAGCUACCUUGAAGCUUGAAUCAACAAAUCAACAUAACCAACAACCACGAAACUACGAAAACAUAACACACACUCGCUCCAUAACGUCGAUUUGAUACCCCGAGGAGCUGAGUAGUAAAUUCAUCAUGUCUCUUGACCCACCCACUUACCUUUAUUCGCUGAUGAACAACAUUCGCCAACGACCAAUACCCUGGGAUGGCGCUGUACGAGCUGGCACAAUUACCGAUGAUCAACUGAGUAAGAUUCGAGCUGUUGAUAAAGUAAGAAAGGAGCAAAGGAAGGAGAUUGUAGAGAAAGAUCCAAAUGCGUAUAGAAAGCUGUUUGUAGGUUCGGAAGGAGAAUCGAGCGUUUUGGAAUCUGCGACGAAAGCAAAGCGCCCAGAUGUUGUUCAGUAUAUCUUAGUCUUGUUGGGCGAUUUACUUGAUGGCAUUCCAACGUUAUCAAAGACUCUUUCGGAGCACGACGAUCCAUAUAAGCCCUUCCUCCCACUACUGAAUCAAUCCGCUGAACUCGAAAGCCCCAUACCAUUACUCACCUCCACGGUUCUUACAAGUAUAAUCUCAGGAUCCAAGGAUGCAUCUCAAAAUGCCUUGGAAGCAAUGCCAAAAUUGCUGCACUACUUGUCAACACUGGCAAAGAGCUCGGACGGUGGUUUACAAGAUAUAGCAGUUUUACAAUAUUCGUCAUUGUUACAAGGCAAGAAGUCGAGAGAAUUGUUCUGGAACCAGAGGUCGGAGACAAUUGAACCCUUAGUUGCCAUCCUUAAAUCAGCUGCAGGCGUUUCUAAUGGCGACUCUGCAUCGACACUGUGGAGUGGGGCUGCAAGUAUCCGAAGUGGACCAGAGGGAACUUUGGGCGGCGGCGUUGGACUACAGUUACUUUACCACGUACUACUGGUUUUGUGGCAAUUGAGCUUCGAGGGUGCUGCAAUUGGAGAGGGACUUGAGGACGAGUAUGAUAUCAUUCCACUUUACACGCAACUUUUGAGACUAUCACCAAAGGAGAAGACAACCCGGUUGUUAGUAUCGUCUCUGUACAACCUUCUCGCCUCGAAUCAAAGUUCAUUACUCCCCGUAGCGGUAUUCGCUCGCCUUCCAGCUCUCUUACAAAAUUUGAAUGGACGCCAUCUUACAGACGAAGAUCUUUUGGAUGAUCUCAAGAAACUGAGCGAAAUUUUAGAAGAGCAUACAAAGACUCAAACUACUUUCGAUGAGUAUGCUGCAGAAGUUCAUUCAGGUCAUCUCCGCUGGUCACCACCCCAUCGAAAUCAGAUAUUUUGGGCCGAGAACGCGCGCAAAAUUCUCGAUUAUGAGCAAGGCGAGUUGUGUAAGAAGCUGGCAGAGAUCAUGAGCAAGCCCUGGGAGAACGACAAGCAAGUUCUUGCCAUUGCAUGCAAUGAUGUAGGAUACUUGGUCAAAGAGGUUCCGGAAAAGAGAUCUCAAUUGGAGAGAUUGGGCCUCAAGACUAGAGUUAUGGAACUGAUGACGGAGCCUGAUGAGACAGUGAGAUGGGAGAGUUUAAAUGCUCUCUCGGGGUGGUUGAGAUACAGCUUUGAGACGAAGUAAAGGAUUGUGGUGAUAGUGUGAGUUUUUGUUAGGGAGUUGUAAGACUGAGAGACCAAAAGCCUCACGAGGGAAGCUGCAUAUCCUACCGUUUACAAUAGGUCAAAUCUCAGCGAUUAUUGAUUGUGUCGAUGCGCAGAUGUUCAAUUAGUGUAGAAACAAUGAUUAUUUUUCUUAUCGGGUUUA